Messenger RNA from Tarenaya hassleriana, 2957 nucleotides. RefSeq names its product glutamate receptor 2.7-like. The transcript has 5 exons. The record is from RefSeq and is a predicted model, not a curated record. Gene Ontology annotation, cellular component: plasma membrane. Bases 182 to 2749 code for a protein of 855 amino acids. Gene Ontology annotation, molecular function: signaling receptor activity; ligand-gated monoatomic ion channel activity. NCBI's taxonomy places the organism in Eukaryota, Viridiplantae, Streptophyta, Magnoliopsida, Brassicales, Cleomaceae.
AGGAAAAUGUGUAAUUCAGAUGUCCUUACACGUAAAUCUCUCUCUCUCUCUCUCUCUCUCUCUCUCUCUCCCUCCGACAGUCCGACUCUUUCCAAAGGCCAGCAUGUACAAAAGGGAAACCCAGACGUCUUCUUUGCUUGCUCGUUGUUGUGCAGAGCGGAGUUUUCUCAAACCUUAGGAGAUGAAGAUCAUUCACUUCACUACAAACCCUAAAUCACCUCUGUGUUCUUCGUUCUUUAGUUUCGUUUGGUGUUUCUUGCUGAUGGGAGUUGGGUUUGGGCAGAAUUCGACGAGGGAAGUGAAAGUGGGAGUGGUUCUCGAUCUCCAUACGACGUUCUCCAAGAUCUGUCUCUCCUCCAUCCACGUCUCUCUGUCGGAUUUCUAUGCGAAUCAUCCCAACUACACCACAAGGCUUUCCCUUCUUAUCAGGGACUCCAAGAAAGAUGUCGUUGCCGCUUCGGCUGCAGCAGCCGUAGACCUUAUCAAGAACGAGCAAGUGAUCGCCAUUGUCGGACCACAAAACUCGAUACAAGCCGACUUCAUGAUCAGACUUACCAAAAGAUCUCAAAUACCCAUCAUCAGUUUCUCGGCCACGAGCCCUUCUCUCGCUUCCAUUCGCAGUCCUUACUUCAUCAGAGCAACUCUCAGCGGUUCUUCCCAAGCCAAACCCAUCGCCUCUGUCGUCAAAUUCUUCGGUUGGAGAAACGUCGCCAUGGUUUAUGUAGACGAUGAGUUCGGAGAAGGCAUUGUGCCUUACUUAGUCGAUGCAUUGCAAGACGUCAACACUCGUGUUUCUCACAGAAGCGUGAUCUCUCCGGAUGCAUCUGAUGAUGAUAUUGGCAAAGAGCUUUAUAAGCUAAUGACGAUGCAGACUCGGGUUUUUGUCAUUCACAUGUUGCCGCGUCUUUGUUUUCGAGUUUUUGCGAAAGCUAAAGAGAUUGGAAUGAUGGAGGAAGGGUAUGUUUGGAUUUUGACAGAUGCAAUGACCCAUCUCAUGGGAUCGGCUGAUCGUAAGAACCUUGAAAACAUGCAAGGAGUUCUUGGUGUCAAGAACCAUGUUCCGAAAUCCAAGGAGCUCGAAGAAUUCAGACUAAGGUGGAAGAAGAGAUUUCAGAAAGAGAAUCCAGGAAUUGUAGAUGCAGAGCUGAACGUUUUCGCGUUAUGGGCAUAUGAUUCAAUCACUGCCUUAGCCAUGGCGGUGGAGAAAACAGGUGUAAUGAACUUAGGAUUUGAUGGUGUGAACGUUUCGGGAAAGGGUACCGAUCUUGAAUCCUUAGGAGUCUCUCGCUACGGUCCAACCCUUCUCCGCUCUUUCUCGAACACGAGAUUCAUGGGCUUAACAGGAGAAUUCGAUGUAACCGGCGGGCAACUACAAUCUAGAAUAUUUGAGAUCAUCAAUCUUAAUGGAAGCAGCGAGAGAGUGAUCGGAUUCAUGACACAAAACAAAGGACUCGUGAAGAAACUGAGUCCCACCAAGGAAGGCCUGGCUCCAGUGAUAUGGCCGGGGAAGUCGAAGUCUGUUCCGAGAGGAUGGGAGAUUCCGACAAAGGAGAAGAAUUUACGUGUCGGAAUCCCACCUAGGAGAGGUUUCGAGGAGUUCGUGAAGGUGAGGAGAGAUCCUAAUGAUAACUCAACGGUUGUGACUGGAUACUCCAUAGAUGUAUUCGAAGCAGCUCUUAAACGGUUGCCUUAUGCCAUCACUCCUUAUUACAUUCCCAUAGAACCGGAAAAGAACAAGAAUUACCAGUUCCCCGGUCUUCCCGAGAACUUGGAUGCAGCAGUAGGAGACAUAACCAUAGCAGCGAGCAGGGCAAUGUACGUAGAUUUCACAUUGCCAUACACAGAAUCUGGAGUGUCAAUGGUCGUGCCUCUGAGGAAGAACAACAAGGACAAUAACACUUGGGUGUUCCUCAAACCUUGGAGUUUGGAUCUUUGGGUCACAACUGCAUGUUUCUUCAUCUUCAUCGGAUUCACGGUAUGGGUUCUUGAGCACAGAGUCAAUGAAGAUUUCCGUGGACCGCCUCACCAUCAGAUCGGAACCAGCAUUUGGUUCUCUUUCUCCACCAUGGUUUUUGCCCAUCGGGAGAGAGUGGUGAGCAAUUUGGCGAGGUUCGUGGUGAUAGUGUGGUGCUUUGUGGUUUUAGUACUGACUCAAAGCUACACUGCAAACUUGACUUCGCUUCUCACGGUGCAACGGCUCCAACCAACGGUCACGAACGUGAAUCAACUUGUCAAGAAUGGAGACAAUGUCGGGUACCAAAAAGGCUCCUUCGUGUUUGGGAUCUUGAAAAAUCUAGGGUUUGAUAAAUCUAAGCUCAUAGCUUAUGAGUUUCCGGAAGAACUGGACGAGCUUUUCUCGAAAGGUGGUAUAGCAGCAGCGUUUGACGAAGUGCCCUACUUGAAGGUUCUCCUUUCACGGCACUGCUCCAAGUACACCAUGGUUGAACCAUCCUUCAAGACUUCUGGUUUUGGCUUUGCGUUCACCAAAGGCUCUCCUCUGACGGGCGAUGUCUCGAGAGCGAUCCUGAAAGUGACGGAAAGCGAGGAAAUGAGACGGAUCGAGAAGAAAUGGUUCGGGAAACGAAGCAAUUGCUCUGAUCCAAACGCACCCCUUUUGUGGAACCGUUUGGGUCUAAGCAGCUUCUGGGGUCUCUUUCUAAUCGCGGGGGUUGCCUCCUCCUUGGCCCUUCUCGUCUUCUUGGCCAUGUUCUUGUACGAACAGAACCGCACAUUGGACCAACCCAAAUGAUGAAAUCUUGGAUCCAAUACGGAGAAAAUCUUUGAGGAGAAAGACGUGAAUUCUCACGUUGAGGAAGAGUGGUGCUCAUCACCGAAUACAGACAUUGCCCUCCAAACCCCUCGACGUAAUAUUGUGAUAUUUUUCUAAAAUGUAAAUAGAAUCUUCGAAAGUUUCGGACUUUCCAUUCUUUAGUGAGCAAAGAAGGUUGUCAAUGGAA